Messenger RNA from Aspergillus lentulus, 954 nucleotides. Its product is annotated as RTA1 domain-containing protein. NCBI's taxonomy places the organism in Eukaryota, Fungi, Ascomycota, Eurotiomycetes, Eurotiales, Aspergillaceae. The record is from RefSeq and is a predicted model, not a curated record. Gene Ontology annotation, cellular component: fungal-type vacuole; plasma membrane.
AUGCCUACUCCAUCAAGCCAGGUCUCUGCACCAAUGCCGACUAUCACGGCACCCUGCACACUAGAUACAUGUCCUCUUGACUGGGCUCUGGUGCGCUACAUGCCCAGCCUUGCGGGAAAUGCUCUAUACCUUGCUCUCUUCCUCAUCAUGCUCCUUGUCCAGAUCUACCAAGGCCUCCGCUGCCGCACCUGGUCCUACCUCGCUUGCAUGACCGGCGGACUCCUUCUUGAAGUUGUCGGUUACGGCGGACGCCUUAUGCUUCAUUCGAACCCGUUCAAUUUCUCUGCUUUCCUCCAGUACCUCAUCUGUCUUACCAUCGGACCUGCUUUCAUCACCGCAGCGAUCUACCUCUGUUUUGGCCGGGUCAUUAUUGUCUACGGCGAGGGCUUCUCGCGGAUUAAAUCUCGAACAUACGCCAUUAUCUUCGUGACCUGCGAUCUUCUAUGCCUCAUUCUGCAGGCCGCAGGCGGAGCCGUUACUGCAACCGCAGGACGGGACCAGGACGGCCUCCGCCAUACUGGGGUCAACAUCAUGAUCACCGGUCUAGCGGCGCAGGUUGCGUCACUGGGGGCGUUCAUGGCGCUUGCGAUCGAUUACCUAUGGAGACUGCGCCGACAUCGACAGUCACAGUCCUGCAUGUUCUCAUCGGGCGGCUGCUGGAAAUGGAGAGGGUUUCUCUGGGGAAUUGGCAUUGCAACUUUCCUCAUCUUCAUCCGAUCGAUCUUUCGUACGGCGGAAUUGAACGGUGGGUUCAGCAGUGACCUGGCAAACGAUGAGAUAGCAUUCAUGAUCCUCGAGGGCGCGAGCAUGGUCGUCGCCUGUGGCGGCAUGAGUAUAUUUCACCCGGGACUGACUCUAAAGGGGCAUUGGAAGGAUCCCAUGUCUUGGCCAUUGAAGGCCCAGCAGGACGAUAGUCUUCCGUUGGCUGAGGCUGGCCAGGUGAAUAGGCAUUAG